This is a messenger RNA of Prunus dulcis (almond), 1958 nucleotides long. RefSeq names its product NDR1/HIN1-like protein 6. Lineage: Eukaryota; Viridiplantae; Streptophyta; Magnoliopsida; Rosales; Rosaceae. Gene Ontology annotation, cellular component: plasma membrane. The coding region runs from base 439 to 1200 and encodes 253 amino acids. The transcript has 2 exons. The record is from RefSeq and is a predicted model, not a curated record.
AAUUGAACGACCUUGUCUUCCUGAUCCGAUUUUCCGAGAAACAAGAACAACAAAAAAACGAAAAAACCCUUCGCUUCCUUUCUUUUCCAUUCAUUAUCUUCCCCACAGAUUUCACAACCCAUUUGAUAUUUUCCUCUUUGCACCACAUUCAUCAGGAAUUCUGAAAUUUCAAAUUCCUCUGUUUUAAAAAAAUGAGCUGCCACUCUCUUCUUGUUCAUGUCCAUUUGUAAGGUUUUUUUCCCCCUUUGUCCCUGUCCUUGAGAUUAAUUUCAAUACCCACUAAUCGAAUUCCUUUGAAAAUCAAUUCACAUUCAUAAAUUAGUCGCAAUUUGUCUGCAAAUUCAUUCAAUCUCAAUCGCAUUUUGAGGUUCUCUGUUUUUUUUUUCCUCUGCAAAAUUAUCCGAAACAGAGGAACCACAUUUAAGAACAGAGAAAUAAAUGGCCCAACAAUCCCCGGUUAAACCGGUGCUCCAGAAACCGCCGGGUUACGGGACCCCAAACUACCCGGCCCAACCCGUACCAGGUCCGCCGCCGCCGCGAAAACCCGUCUACCCGCCUACUCUCCGCCAAAAGCAGAAAAAACGAGGGGGCAGCUGCUGCAAAAUAUGCUGCUGCGUCUUCUGCGCCUUCCUCCUCAUCGUCGUCAUCCUCGUCGCCCUCGCCGGCGGGAUCUUCUACCUCCUCUUCGACCCGCGCCUCCCGGCCUUCUACUUGAUAUCGUUCCAGAUCCCCAAAUUUGACGCCGUUUCGAAGUCUGACGGGACCCACCUCGACGUCCAGGCGGUGACGAGCGUGGAAGUGAAGAACCCAAAUCCCAAAUUGGACAUUUACUACAGCGAGGGGUUCGAGAUGUCGCUGAGCAUCGGGGACGAGAACGACGGCGGACUGGGGAUAGGGACGAAGGAGGUGAAGGGGUUUACACAGCGGCACCGGAACACGACGUACGUGAAGGUGGAGAGCGGGGUGAGGAACAAGGUAGUGGAGCAGCCGGUGGGGAAGAAGCUGCUGGGGCAGUUCAAGAGCAAGGAGAUAAAGGUGGCGCUGGAGGGGAAGACGAGGGUUGGGUAUGUGAUCCAAGGGUGGAGGGUGGGGACGAUGCAGAUCAAUGUGUUGUGUGGUGGUGUGAGGUUGAAGAAUGUGGAUGCUGGAGACAUGCCCAAGUGCACCAUCAAUGCCUUCAAAUGGAUCAACAUUCGUUGAUACGUGUCAAGGCUGAUGGUAGAAGAGAGAGUUGGUCAGCUGGAGGAUGCUACAAUUUUUCAAGCCCACACAUUUGUUACCCAAAGAGUAAAGAAUGGAUUAUCUCCCUAAUCUAUCUUUAAUAUUUAUAAUGAGCCUUUACAAAAAAAAAAAAAAAUUGGAGGGAGCAAAUAUCAUCUUAAAAACAGGCUAACAUUUGUCCCUGUUUAAGCUUUGGAUCAUUCUGAUACAAUUGGAAUAUCAGUUAAGAAGGGGCCUGGGAAUUGAGUUUUAUUUAUUUAUUUGUUUAAUUUAAUUAUUUAUCAGUUUCAUUCUUCUUCUUCUUCUUUUUUUUUCCUUCAUAUUAUAAAGCUUCUUUCUUAUGGUUGUUGAUGGAUUGGAAUUUGGAGUCUUUGGGUUCUUGCCAUCUGCAUUUCUCGUAGAAAAAAAAAAUGAUAAAUAAAAAAGUAAACAUAUAAGGUGUAACAUCUCUUUUCGUUCCUUUUGUAAAAUAAGGUGUAGCAUCUUUUUAUUGAUGUGGUAAAAUUGGGAGACAAACUUAUGGAUGGUGCAAAGAGUGCCUACGUCGUAAGGGAAAUGAAGCAAAGACCAUAAGACAGUGAUGGUAUAUCUGUUUCUCUUUAAUGUAAUAUGAUAUCUGCCCUUUGGAGAUACUAUUUAUUAAUGUGUACAUAUUUUCUUACUGUAAUCGAUUCUUAGAAACACAAUCACAUUUUUGAUGGUCAGUUUUCAUAUUCUAAAUAUAUGUUAUCUUUUAA